Ochotona princeps (American pika) is the source of this 2236-nucleotide messenger RNA. It is a transcript of the gene DDAH1, whose product is annotated as dimethylarginine dimethylaminohydrolase 1. Gene Ontology annotation, molecular function: dimethylargininase activity; amino acid binding. The transcript has 6 exons. The record is from RefSeq and is a predicted model, not a curated record. Gene Ontology annotation, biological process: arginine metabolic process; positive regulation of nitric oxide biosynthetic process. Lineage: Eukaryota; Metazoa; Chordata; Mammalia; Lagomorpha; Ochotonidae. Bases 117 to 674 code for a protein of 185 amino acids.
CAGACUGUUCUGCAGUAACAGACAUGUGGAUGUUAAAACAGGGAAUCUGUUGAAAAGAUUGCGGAGGAACUGCUUUCGUAAAGCAGUCUUGGAUGGCAGUUUGAUGGCAGUCAGCUAUGGUUGACAUGAUGAAGGAAGCAUUAGAAAAACUCCAACUCAAUAUAGUAGAGAUGAAAGAUGAAAAUGCAACUUUAGAUGGUGGAGAUGUCUUAUUCACAGGAAGAGAAUUUUUCGUGGGCCUUUCCAAGAGGACAAAUCAACGAGGUGCUGAAAUCCUAGCUGAUACUUUCAAGGACUAUGCCGUCUCCACAGUCCCGGUGGUUGAUUCCCUGCAUCUGAAGAGUUUCUGCAGCAUGGCUGGGCCAAAUCUGAUUGCCAUUGGGUCCAGUGAACCUGCACAGAAGGCCCUCAAGAUCAUGCAACAGAUGAGUGACCACCGCUAUGACAAACUCACUGUACCUGAUGAUGUGGCUGCAAACUGUUUAUAUAUAAAUAGUCCCAGCAAAGGCCAUGUCCUGCUGCACCGAACUCCAGAGGAAUAUCCAGAAAGUGCAAAGGUUUACGAGAAACUGAAGGACUAUCUGCUGAUCCCCGUGAGCAUUUCUGAACUGGAAAAGGUGGAUGGGCUGCUCACCUGCAGCACAGUGUUAAUUAACAAGAAGACCACCUCCUGAGCUGCAAGAGGCCCACCCUGGUUGCCUUGCAAGACAGCGCCAGCAAGGCCCAUGACUGUCCCCUCCCCUCUCCCGUUGUUUUCCUUGACAAUCUACUGUGCCACUGUGCUACUAACUUGUUUACAAAAAAAAUAUGAGUUUAAUUGUAUCCUCACCCCCCACUUCCCCUCACAGUGGUACUUAAAGCUGUGGACCUGCUAAAUGAAUUAAGCAACCUAGAACAUGGUAGUGCUAAUGAAUCAUUGAAAUAUGAUUAAUAAUAGUAAGGACACACUCAUUUUCAUGUUUGUAUUAUCUGUGUAAAAAUCGUUUAGUUGCCAAUAUAAUGCUGAAGAAAGUCUUGAUCAGUCAGAUAAGCUGCUUUUUUUUAUUAGUAUACCUUUAUCAUGCAUCAUGUUUGGUUCCUGUGAAAUUUCUUCGUCUACAGAUUCUCCCUGUUUUCCUCCUAGACUCUGGAAACUUCUUCCCCCCCAGUUACUUUCUUUGGCCUUUUGCAUUUCUAUCACAGCCACCUCAGUCUUGAAUACGAUUUAAGGUCUUGCUUCCUGGCUACCUCCAGCGCAGGUUCACUGUCUGCCCUCAGUAUCCUCUGCCUGCCAGCUGCAACCACAACCUCCCUCUCUCCUUGCGAGCAGACAAGCUAUUCCAGUGACCCAAACCCCAGAGGCUGUUUGGGAGAGUGUCAGUCACAAAGAGGCUUAGACGUAAAUUCCAGAAUCAGGGCACCACACCUGGGAAGGUGAAUACAACACCAGAUGAUUUGUUGCUAAGGGAUUAUGGAUCAGGAAGUUUAGAAACACCUGCGGGUAUAACAUCUUAGAAAGUCUUAAGUCACAUUCCAUGAAUUGUUGCUUCAUGACUGACCAUAAAGUUCCUUGAAGGAAAGUCUUAUUCUUCUCUUUCGCCUCAUUUCUCUUUGCCUCUCCCUUGAUUUCAGCCUAUUUUCCAGCCUUCUACGCCUCCUAAUUAGUCUAGAAGAGCCAUUCCUUCCAAAGGAGAUGUCACAUGCAAACAUGGUUACAGAUGGUUGAGUGUGAGCUGCAGCUCAGUGUUAAACCAACCUCAGACAGUGGACGACCACACUUGGCAAUGCCCCAGAGAUUGGCUAUGGAAUUCCAAUAAAGCUUCCUCUUCUCUAGCCUUCUCAUUGCAUAGCUCCCGGCCAACAUGAUUUCUAACAAAGAACAAUGCCACGGGGAAGCACAAGAUCCUCCUCUUACGUACAACCAAAAGAAUCCACCAAUUGGCAUCUAUUUUCCAGGAAAUGGCGACUGGCUCUGGCACAUUGUCAAGCUUCCCGGUCAUUGCCAUCUUUCCUGGAUUGCCUAUGACUUGUUGGUUAAGGACCAGAGAAAUCAGUGUGUGUUUCUUCAGGGUUUGCUCUACUCACCUCUGAGGUCAUAGACAUUCCUGAUGUUGAUGACCAAGAGAGAAUGGCCUCCAUUCAUGUCAUCUUUCUCUUAGCACCCACAAGUGAGAGACCCUGGGGAGAGCCAAGACGGCCUUAGCCACUCCCUUUUGUCAGUGACGUAAUAACUUUAUCACAGACAUUUGAAGAAAUU